CCUCCUGAUUAUGUCUAUCCAAAUUUUGAUUUGGCUUUUGAUUUUGUGGAGAGUCAUGUUGACUGGAAGUAUGUUGAGCGGUUAUUAUCUCAUAAAAUAAUCCCAGAUAUUCCACUGCAUUCGAAGUAUCCGACAGCAAGUGGAUGGAGACCACCGAAACCUGCAACUGGCUUACCAUAUUAUAUUGCCCGUCUCCGAAAUCAUAUGUUACCACUUUUUCUGGAAACUAGACGAGAUAAUCUUAACUUCCAGACAAUGGACUAUGAAGCUGUAGACCUCGUCGUUGUAAAAAGGAUUCACGGAGAUGUGUUUGCGUGUGAACAAGAUUUGAAAAAAUGGCUAGAAAAGCAAAUAAAACAUCCAGUCGCUACUAAUGUCGAUGAACUAAAAGGUGUGAUAAAAAUAAAAGGAGCUGAUCGAUCAUUGGUUGAAAAAUGUUUGUAUGAGUUUGGUUUCUGA
Molecule: messenger RNA, 459 nt
Organism: Dracunculus medinensis (Guinea worm)
Lineage: Eukaryota; Metazoa; Nematoda; Chromadorea; Rhabditida; Dracunculidae
Source: the annotation of a GenBank genome assembly